Messenger RNA from Venturia canescens, 3441 nucleotides. RefSeq names its product Importin 9 (gene Ipo9). Lineage: Eukaryota; Metazoa; Arthropoda; Insecta; Hymenoptera; Ichneumonidae. The transcript is spliced from 13 exons. Gene Ontology annotation, biological process: protein import into nucleus. Gene Ontology annotation, cellular component: cytosol; nuclear envelope. Gene Ontology annotation, molecular function: small GTPase binding. The record is from RefSeq and is a predicted model, not a curated record. The coding region runs from base 220 to 3327 and encodes 1035 amino acids.
GUUUCGCUAUUGAGAGCACGAGGUUACGUGCGGAUUGUCCGUGUCGAUUAUUCCAGUUAAUAAAUUCUCCUUUUAUCCCUUAUAAUCGAUGCUAAAAUAGCACAGGGAAUAAUUUUUCUAGAAUUAAACUGUUACGAUAUAUACGUUUCGUUCCAGCGCUAUGAUCUGACAAACCAAAUGUGCCCUUGAACAAGUGAAUAAUAACAAGCAACAUUUAGCAUGAGUGCGGCAAAUGUUCAGGGUUCUUUGAAAGAGGCCCUCUACGAAACUCUCAAUGGUAUUCUCGCACCUCACAGAGAAACUCGUCAAGCUGCCGAGCAAAGAAUCCAAGCCUUAGAAGUAACAGACGAUUUUGGUAUACAUCUUACGGAAUUUGUUAUUGAUCCAAAUGGAUCCUUACCCAUUCGACAACUGGCUUCUGUACUUUUGAAACAAUACGUGGAAUCUCAUUGGAGCUCCACUUCUGAUAAAUUCAGACCGCCGGAAAUUAAACAUGCCACCAAGGAAAGAAUUAAAGAAUUAUUACCCUUGGGGCUUCGGGAAUCAAUUAGUAAGGUUCGUGCCUCAGUCGCGUAUGCAAUAUCAGCCAUAGCGCAUUGGGAUUGGCCUGAAAAUUGGCCAGGACUAUUUGACAUAUUAGUGAGUUGUCUCAGUGGUGACAGUGAAUUUGCGGUGCACGGAGCAAUGAGAGUUCUUACAGAAUUCACUCGAGACCUCACGGACAACCAAUUACCCAAUGUUGGCCCCGUUAUCCUUCAGGAAAUGUACAGAAUAUUCCAGAGCGAGACUCAAUAUUCCAUUAGAACUCGUGGCAGAGCGGUAGAAAUAUUUUCAACAAUAGCAGCAUUGGUUGCUACGACGGGACAUUAUCAAAAGGGUUUUGUACAGCAAUAUCUACAACCGGUGAUACCAAUGUUCACUGAGAAAUUUGUACAAUGUUUGCGAGUUCCUAACGGCCCGACGAGUGACAGCGGUCUCAAAACCGAUAUAAUCAAAGCUAUCAACUGCCUUAUUUCUCAUUUACCCAAAUAUGUGGCAAACUUUUUACCACAAAUUUUGCCACCCAUAUGGGACACUAUGACACAAAGCGCUAAGGUUUAUCAGGAUGAAACGGUCAAUGGGAACGAUGACAUUAAUGAAAAGGAAGUUGAUUCUGAUGGCGAAAUAAUAAACUUCAACAAUUUAAUAAUUGCCACAUUCGAGUUCAUACACUCGUUGAUCGAUUCUGUCAUGGACCGCAAAAGAUUCUCGAGCCUCCUCGACAAUCUUCUCAAAGAAACAAUGUAUUAUCUCAUUAUAUUUAUGCAAAUAACCGAGGAACAAAUUGAGCUAUGGACGAGUGAUCCGAGCCAAUUUGUGGAGGAGGAUGAUCAGGGUUUAAACUACAACGUUCGCAUAUCAGCUCAGGAAUUAUUAACUGCCCUCGUUAAUCACUCGGAAGUUGUAUCCAUCAAUGCCCUAUGUGAAGUUGUAACUCGACAUGUAGAGGAGACAAAUCGACAAAGAGCUGCAGCAACGGCAGCUGGUGGAGUGAUUGAUCCAAACUCUUGGAAAAUAUAUGAAUCUUCGAUUUUGGCUCUGUGUACUGUCAAAAAUGAAGUUAUGGAAAUGCUUCAAGCUGGAUCUUUGCAUUUUGAUCUCGUUGGAUUUUUGGAUCGGGUAGUUCUCGCUACUCUCAAUAGUCCAGGGGCCCAUCCCUUCCUACUCGGUCGUUGUCUCUGCGCUGGCGGACGUUACGCGCCAAAAUUAUUGCCCGAGAUGUGUUCCCGUUUCCUGGAGGCAACGGUCAAUGGCCUAUUGGAAAAUCAGCCAGCAUGUAUACGCAUAAGCGCGGUGAAAGCGGUGUACUGUUUCUGCGAAGCUUCGACAGCCGGAAAUCCGGCGAUCGAGAGUAUUCUGCGAAAUCAUUUGCCCGCUAUAUUCCAGGGUCUUUUCAGUCUCACCAAUCAACCGACUAACGCAGUUUUAACGCUCGUCAUGGAAACAUUCGCCGUUUUGGUCACGCUCGACAAAGCAUUUACGGAAAGUAUCGAGAACAAGAUCUGUCCAUUCACGAUAGCAGUGUUUCUGAAGUUCCAUAGCGAUCCGGAGAUUCUUGAAUUGUGUCAGGACAUAUUUAAAGCGCUGACAGAAAAUCCUCAAUGCAUUGGGCCGCUACAGACGCGAAUAAUACCAACGUUGAUCAGCAUGAUGGCGGUAAAUCCCAUGGACAAAACCAAAGAUGAGGGCACUCGAUCCGUGGCUCUCGACGUUUUGCAAGUACUAGUGCAAUAUUCGCCAAGACCUCUAAGCAGUGCACUCGUAGAAAACGCUUUUCCGGCUGCUUGCCACUGCAUUCUCAAUUCUGAGGAAAAUGGAACACUCCAAUGUGGUGGCGAAGUCGUACGCACUUACCUUUCGGUGGCAGCUCGUCAAGUCACUGAACAUCGCGACAACGAAGGAUGCACCGGGCUGCAAUACAUUUUGCAAAUAAUUGCGCAACUAUUGAAUCCUCGUUCGAGCGAGUUCACGGCAACUUUCGUUGGAAAACUGGUGACGACUCUGAUACGAAAAGUAGGAAGUACUCUCGGAGGAGAUCUCGAUCUUCUGCUGAAAGCCGUUCUGAGUAAAAUGCAGCAAGUCGAGACGCUGACAGUGAUGCAGAGCUUAUUGAUGAUUUAUGCGCACCUGAUAAACACCGAGUUCGAUGCGGUUCUCAAUUUUUUGUCGACUGUACCGGGGCCAACGGGCGAGAGCGCGCUCGCAUUUGUACUUACCGAAUGGGUAAGCAGGCAGCAUCUCUUUUUUGGUGGUUAUGACAGGAAAGUAACGACGGUAGCGUUGUCGAAAGUCCUUGAGCACGGUGUGACGAAUGAUGACACGAGAUUGAACGAGAUUACAGUCAAAGGUGAACAGAUAUUCACAGAUAACGAAGGCGGCGUGAGAACGAGGAGCAAAUCUCUCACGCAACCUUAUCAGUGGACUACCAUUCCUGUGCUCGUUAAAAUUUUGAAACUCAUUAUAAAUGAAUUGUCGGCUGACAUGGAAGCGAUCGGUGCGAACGAUGACACCGAGACCUCGGGUAACGAAGAUGACGAGGACGGCGAAGACACGUUACUGGAUCCAGGCGACGGGUCUGAUUUACUUCGUAUCGUUGAUGAGGAUGAAGAAGAGGAGGAUCCAGAUCUGCUUCAAGAUUCGAUUUAUCACCUAAAUUUGAACCAGUAUCUUCGAGAUUUCUUGACAAAUUUCUCGUCGCAUCACUGCUUUCCAGCUUUCGUUCAGCAUCUAACGCUACCGGAGUGCAAAGUUCUCACAAAUUUGAAUAUAAACGCGACGUAUGCGUGAGAAUGAGAAGGACAAGAGAGAGAGAGAGAGAUAGAAAGAAAGAGAGAAAAAAGAGAGGACGACAGAGUAAGACUUGUAAUUUUUCAUAAUAAAGCAAUCUAUUGUUUAUGGUUU